This is a messenger RNA of Medioppia subpectinata, 1226 nucleotides long. NCBI's taxonomy places the organism in Eukaryota, Metazoa, Arthropoda, Arachnida, Sarcoptiformes, Oppiidae. The record is from the annotation of a GenBank genome assembly.
GAAGUGCUGUUCGGCAAUUUGGACGAACUCUGUUGUGUCACUUAUGCCUUCUGUAAAGAGUUUCUCAAUGUUAUCCUCCAAUACGUGAACACCAGUACAGAAGUCAAUCCCACAGAUAUUUUAGUCCGACUCUUCCAAAAGUGGUGUAACCGAGACUCCCGGUGUAAAAAGCUUCAGCUCACGGAUCUAUUAGUAUCGCCGGUUCAGCACAUAAUGCGCGUCCCAUUGAUAUUGAAAGACAUCGAAAUACGAACCGACGGCUUAUUCGAGAAGGAAUCGAUUACAGCGAUCAUAGAGUCGGAGGAGAACUCAUUGCGCGAAUUGGACGACAAAAUGAAAUGGUUGAAGAAUUUUGAACGACUUCUGGAGAUCCAGCGCAACAUUGUCUGGCCCUCAGUCUUCGAUCUCGACCCUAAGGUCUUCAUUCCGGAAUUCCUGAAGGCGCCGCUAUCCAAACAGCCCUGUGAACGACUGAUCGUCAGCCCCAGGAGACAGAUCAUAAUCGAGGGACCCCUCCAUAUACUGGACAGCGGAAAACCCAUUGAAAUGUAUGUCAUAUUAUUUGACGACAUGCUUAUCAUUACUCGAAGGAAAAAAGGAUUGCAUAAAAAACAAUCAUCGUUAACGGAAAAGUGGGCGUCGACUUGCAGUCGGGGCAGUAGUUUCACAUCAUCUCACGAGGGAUUGUUUAAGUACGUGGUCUACAAACAGCCCCUCUCUCUCGACCGCUUCUACAUUCAUGACGUCCUGCCCGGCAGUGAAGGCACCGCCACAAAUUUGAAGAAUGUGUUUGUAUUGGUUUGUCUGAAUCGCUUCCAACAGGUGGUCACUCUUCAUACAUUCCAGAGCUCUACCGAAAGCUCUAAAGUGACAUGGCUUUCGAAGUUGAGGGACACCGCAGACAAAUGGAAACGAACUCUUCAGAACACAGUAUUCCGUAAUCAGCAGCGAUUGAGUAGCGGUAGUGUCUCGACGGCCGCCAGCUUUCGGGACAACUCGAGUACAACUCAUACCAUAUCCACGCGAUAAUCACACUAUCGGUUCAUUAGAUGAUGUGAUUAUCAAGUUAUCCAUUUGUGACUCCAUUUUAUAUAAGUUUCAUAAACUUUUAGAUAAGAUUUUAUGUCCCGAUAAACCCAAACAACGCUUUCAUAUGUAUCUCAAAAAGACUUAUUUACAAUAAUUUUUUCGACAAAUACCAUAAGUCAUGACAAAAACGAAGCCAA